AUGGCAGAGUUGAAGAUCAAAGUUUUAUCAAAUGAGUUUGUGAGACCAUCAUCUCCCACCAAUUAUCCUUUCAAAAAAUAUCACCUCUCCCUGUUGGAUCAAUCUAUUCCCCGUUUCUUCAUCCCCUCAAUUCUCUAUUACCAAGCCACUUCCACCACCACCACCACACAACAUGAACUGAUCUCUUCCCGCCUUAGAGAAUCACUCUCCCAAACCUUGACCAAGUUCUACCCUUUCGCAGGGCGGCUCAAUAGAGCCGACAACUCCAUAGACUGCAACGACAUGGGCGUUCGAUAUUUAGAGGCAAAAGUCGAUUCCAAUAUCUCCGAGGUGAUCGAGUGCCAUGAAGCACGAAUGGUUGAUCCACUCAUACCCAACUCCAUGGGAAAUGAUGAAGAAGAAGAUGAGAUUUUCGCAAUUCAAGUUAACUACUUCAACUGCGGAGGCAUUGCAAUUGGCACUUACAUCCCACAUCAGAUUGCAGACGGGGUCUCUUUUUUCACAUUCAUAAAGUCGUGGGCUGCAAUAUCUUGCCAACAUGAUAUUAACAUCAUUAAUACCCUGAAGCCGAGCUUCGUAUCAUCAUCCCUCUUCCCGCCAAAGGAGAACCAUGACUACAAUCCACUAUCCGAAGACUGGAAAGAGACCCUAGUCACGAGGAGGUUUGUUUUUGACGCAAGUCAUAUAACUUCAAUCAGAGAAAAGGCGAGAAUUGAUCAUGAUUAUCUCAUUCCCACCCGAGUGGAAGCAGUAUCGGCUUUCAUAUGGAAGUAUGCUACGGUUGAUAAGCCCGGUAAACAAUACAUCGCAACUCACAAUGUGAAUCUAAGGAGCCGAAUGGUGCCUCCAUUGUCGGAGCAUGCUAUAGGGAAUCUCUUUGGGGUGGCAUAUGCAUAUUGCAGCUAUGAAGACUCAAAUGAUUUAGCAGUGAUGGGAAGGAAGGUGAGGGAAGGAAUUCGGAGAAUUGACGACGAGUACAUAAGGCGGAUUCGAGGGGACGAGGGGUAUGAGGUGAUGAUUGAUAAUUGGAUGAAGAUGGGGGAACUAGUGACAAGCGAGGAAGCAAAUUUCUUCAGAUUCAGCAGUUGGUGCAGGUUUCCAAUUUAUGAUGUUGAUUUUGGCAUGGGGAAACCUGUUUGGGCGAGCAUAGGGAGCUUGAACAUCAAGAACUCCGCUUUUCUAAUGGAUUCCAAAUGCGGAAAUGGAGUAGACGCCUGGGUUACUAUGAAUCAACAAGAUAUGGCUCGCCUUUCAGCUUGCUUUUGUUAG
Molecule: messenger RNA, 1269 nt
Organism: Impatiens glandulifera
Lineage: Eukaryota; Viridiplantae; Streptophyta; Magnoliopsida; Ericales; Balsaminaceae
Product: stemmadenine O-acetyltransferase-like
Exons: 1
Coding region: 1-1269 (422 amino acids)
Source: RefSeq, a predicted model, not a curated record